Drosophila persimilis is the source of this 399-nucleotide messenger RNA. RefSeq names its product acyl-CoA-binding protein homolog (gene Acbp4). Bases 145 to 399 code for a protein of 84 amino acids. Gene Ontology annotation, biological process: fatty acid metabolic process. The transcript has a single exon. The record is from RefSeq and is a predicted model, not a curated record. Lineage: Eukaryota; Metazoa; Arthropoda; Insecta; Diptera; Drosophilidae. Gene Ontology annotation, molecular function: long-chain fatty acyl-CoA binding.
CUUAGAAGAUAGAAGAUACACAUUUGGCUAAUGCCAUAUCCAAGUUAAUUAAAUUUCCUAAUCCCAGUCGCUCGAAGGGAGCUAUAAAAGUCAGAUGUGAGGGGACUACAGUCAUCAUUUAGUAUCACCAAUAACCCAAGCAACAUGGUCAGUUUUGAGGAAGCCGCCGAAUUAGCCAAGAACUUCUCCAAGAAGCCUAGCGACUCUGAAUUCCUGGAGUUCUACGGUCUUUUCAAGCAGGCCACCGUUGGCGAUGUGAACAUUGAGAAGCCCGGCCUUCUGGAUCUCAAGAAGAAGGCCAUGUACGAGUCCUGGAACUCGCAGAAGGGUCUGUCCAAGGAGGCUGCCAAGGAGGCUUACAUCAAGGUCUACCAAAAGUACGCUCCCAAGUACGCCUAA